Molecule: messenger RNA, 357 nt
Organism: Paracoccidioides brasiliensis Pb18
Exons: 1
Coding region: 1-357 (118 amino acids)
Source: RefSeq, a predicted model, not a curated record
AUGCUGAGGAUGUUCAGAGACGCCCUUUGGACGUUGAAGUUGAGAUUUGACUCAUUCAAGGUUGAGAAGAUGCUCAAUUCGGAGUUUGUCCUGUUUGCCUCAUUAGUCAGCUCUCUGCCUGUGAAAUGCCAAGGUACCCGAAACUACCUCGUCUUACGGCCAAUCACCGUCUCGGGCGAGGUACCUGUCCAUGUUCAUGCGCUGCCCGUCGGCAAGAAUUGGCAGCCCGGUUCCAACUCCAGAGACCAACAACAGCCUCACACCUGUCCCCCAACUCUGCAGCCAUCUCUGGAAAAGUGGCUGACCGUUAAUCAACCUCAAGCUGUCGGGAAUUGGGCUCUAUCCAUCUUGCUCUGA